AAAUUGUCGAAGAAUAGCAUAAAAAAAAGGCAAAAAAAUGAAAAUGAAUUAUCCAGUCUUACUGAGUUUGUGUUUGUUUUUUUUCGCAGCAUAUGGGAUCCUAGACGAUAAUCAAAAAGAAGAACAUGGUAUCCUAGCCGAUAACCAAAAUGAAAAACCAUGUGGUAUUAAUUGCGAUGUUCAAAAUGAACAACGCGAUAAUCUAAACGAAGAAACAGAUGAUAUAUCAGCUAAUAACCAAAAUGAAACACAGACAUGUUCCGUCUGUUGGGAUAAUAAUCCAGAUACAUCAAUAGGAGUCUGUUCACAUAAAUUUUGCAAAGGUUGUAUUGAUACUUGGAAAUUUGAUAAGAGAAUAUACCGUUGUCCUUUAUGCAAUCAUGUAUAUGCUAACCCUGACAUUCCAACAGAUGUCAAUAUCAUUUAUCAUGAUCUAAUUGAUGAAUUUCUUGAAGAUUUGAAUUAUAUCAAUAUGAUUUCAGAUUAUUAUAAUAACAAUAGGACUCUUCAAGAAAUAAUUGAUGAAAUGCUCGGAGAUUUAAAUUUUAUCGAUGCCAUUACAGAUAUAACUGGAACAUCAAUUAUCACAUUUGAAGUAUCUAACGAUUUAAAUACCUUGGCGGAGUCUAUGAGAAAUAUCAAUAGGGAUUCAAUUUAUAGUGAUAAUGACUUCGGCGAAGUUAUGAGAAACAUCAAUACAAUUCCAGAUAAUAUUGACGACAAUUCUCGAUUUAUAAUUAAUAUCUUUGCCGAAGCUUUGAGAAAUAUCAAUACUAGUUCAGAAAAUAGUGGUGAAGAUUAGAAAUACAACCCAAAUAGCAAAUUCUAAAUGAUAACAUUUAAUAAUUAUUCUACAAAAUCACUUUUUUGUAAAAUUAUUUGUGAGUUAAGAUUAUUUUUAACCUCUUAAAAUUUUUUCGAAAAUAAUUAUUAAUUAAAAAUAUUGUAAAAUAGUUUAUUUAAUUACAAUGUAAAGAUUAUCUUAAAAAAAUGUUUAAAAAUGUUUAACAAGACUUUUAUUAAAUUACUACAACAAAAAUUUGAAAAUAUUAUUUUUGUAAUAAUGUGUAAACAAA
Daktulosphaira vitifoliae (grape phylloxera) is the source of this 1076-nucleotide messenger RNA. RefSeq names its product E3 ubiquitin-protein ligase rnf8-B-like. Bases 38 to 802 code for a protein of 254 amino acids. The record is from RefSeq and is a predicted model, not a curated record. The transcript is spliced from 23 exons. Lineage: Eukaryota; Metazoa; Arthropoda; Insecta; Hemiptera; Phylloxeridae.